AUGGCUCAGAACGAUCCACUUCAAGGCUUUGAGGAUUUUCUCGAGGCUGAUUUUCAGCCAUUGCGCUUUGCAAACGAUCUAUUAAAAGUUACAAAUAAUGGCACAGAUACGGAUGUCUUGGACCUGAAGACGUGUGUGAAGAGAUGCUCGUAUGAUCUCCAAGAAUUAGACAGAAGAAUUGAAGGUGCUAUCAAGACCAACCCAAGCCAUGUGCUAGAACAAAUUGAGAAGAGAAAGAAGGAAAAAAGCUUUGUAGGAGAUACUCUCAAAUCAAACACGGAAUAUUUGUCUAUGUCGUACAACAGAUUACAACAAGACAUCUUAGAGCCAUUUGAAAGGGCACUUAAACUGCAGACAGUUUCUAGUAAAAUUCAUCAAACUACAACAUUACUGAGAAGUUCCUUAAUAUAUGUGCACAUGAUAUCUCAGUUGCAAAUGAUGCCAUUAGAGACAGACUCUACUGAUGAUGAGCAACUAGCAUGCGGGUUAAAAAUAGCUGCCUUACAUUCACAAUUGAAGAUUAAUAUUGAACAAAAUCCCAACCUGGCAACUUUGCAGCUGAUAAAAUCAUGCGAGAACAAUGUGGUUUCUCCAAAUCGACAGGAAUUAUUGCGAUAUCUUUCCACCAAUUUGACAAGGGAUUGUCUAAACAAUCUCAAGAUGGAAAACAACCCUAAGAGAAUUGUGACUUUAAUCAAAGCAUUGUAUACUUUAUCUCCAGUAGAUCUUUUUGAUACAAUUGACAAAGUACUCAGUUCAAAAAUUCAAACGACGGCUCAAGUGCUAUCUAAGACCAUCACAUCCAUUAGAAACUUCAACCUGUCAUUAGAUGAUGCCAUGGAAAAUAGAAACUCGAUACUCACUUUACAGAACUUAAUGGAAGAAUGUGAGAUUGAAGGAAAUACGAACACUCUUCGCAAUUACCUAUCUCAAAGGAAAUUUUCCUCGUUGAUCGAUCAAUUUUGGUCAAAAGUCACUAAUAGUUUCAAAAGAGAUUUCGAAAUGUCCUACAAUCGCGGUGGACCUGUCGGGAAAUCUCUGCAAAGCAAUUCCAAUCUAAUAUAUGAAGCCAUUAGUAAAUGCUUCGGUGAAAAUGACCCUAGUAAUGAACUACAAGGCGAACUGCAGUAUAUCUUGAAAGCCGUUAGUAUAUUAGAUACAAACAGGAAAUAA
This is a messenger RNA of Kluyveromyces lactis, 1173 nucleotides long. RefSeq names its product Golgi transport complex subunit COG5 (gene COG5). The coding region runs from base 1 to 1173 and encodes 390 amino acids. Gene Ontology annotation, biological process: intra-Golgi vesicle-mediated transport. Gene Ontology annotation, cellular component: COG complex. The transcript has a single exon. The record is from RefSeq and is a predicted model, not a curated record. Lineage: Eukaryota; Fungi; Ascomycota; Saccharomycetes; Saccharomycetales; Saccharomycetaceae.